GGGCGAACACAAAACAGACCAGCCACAGUCAAGAAUCUCAGCAGUGGGAGGAGAAGAAGAAGAAGAAGAAGAAGAAGAAACGGGCUCUCGGGCUGUGGGGGGUGAGUGACUGACGGACGGGUUGAACGUUUUUGUUCCGCUGGUGGAUCCUGCUUGAACGGUGAGCAGGAGGCACAACAACCCGAACCAGAGCAGCCCGACCCGCAGCAUCCAGCCACGGACGGAAAGAGCCCGGAGGAGAGGGUCAUUCGGGAUCGGAACUAAGGAGCUUUUGUUUCUCUCUCAACUCCUGCGGGUUUGGGGGCUCCAGCAGCGGCGGCGGAGACGAUCCCGCUCGCCCAGGGAAGGAGGCUGGAAGUCGGGGACGCUUCCAGCCUGAAGGGCCGGGCGCCGUGGCGAUUGAGCAUCGGGACUUUGGUGAACCCUUUGUGGCUCAGUGGAUGGGAUGGAGCCGGGACCAUCUGGCGCUGUGCCCAUCGGGCCGUACCCCCCACCCCUGCAGCAGGUGUUCCAGGCGCCCCGCAGGCCGGGCAUGGGCACCGUCGGCAAACCCAUCAAGCUGCUUGCCAACUACUUUGAGGUGGAGAUCCCAAAAAUGGAUGUGUACCACUAUGAAGUGGACAUCAAACCUGAUAAGUGUCCUCGGAGGGUCAACAGGGAGGUUGUGGAAUACAUGGUCCAACAUUUCAAACCACAGCUCUUUGGUGACCGAAAGCCAGUGUACGAUGGGAAGAAGAAUAUCUACACUGUUUUAGCGUUACCUAUAGGCAGCGAAAAGGUUGACUUCGAGGUGACCAUCCCUGGAGAAGGGAAAGAUCGCAUCUUUAAAGUGUCCAUUCGUUGGCUGGCCAAGGUGUCGUGGAGGCUGCUGCAGGAGACGCUGGUCAGCGGACGUCUACAGGUCCCGCUGGACUCUGUCCAAGCCCUCGAUGUGGCCAUGAGACACCUGGCCUCCAUGAGGUACACUCCAGUGGGACGCUCCUUCUUUUCCCCUCCUGAAGGAUACUACCAUCCUCUGGGUGGAGGCAGAGAGGUAUGGUUCGGCUUCCAUCAGUCUGUUCGGCCAGCCAUGUGGAAGAUGAUGCUCAACAUUGAUGUAUCUGCAACAGCCUUUUAUAAAGCUCAGCCUGUCAUUGAGUUCAUGUGUGAAGUUCUGGACAUCCGCAACAUUGACGAGCAGCCGAAGACACUUACCGACUCACAAAGGGUCCGUUUCACCAAGGAGAUCAAAGGUGGGCAUUUUCAAGGUCUGAAGGUGGAGGUCACGCACUGUGGUCAAAUGAAAAGGAAGUACCGUGUCUGUAACGUCACGCGUCGCCCUGCUAGUCACCAAACGUUUCCCCUGCAGCUUGAAAGCGGACAGACUGUAGAAUGUACCGUAGCUCAAUACUUCAAGCAGAAGUACAACCUGCAGCUCAAAUACCCCCACCUGCCCUGUCUACAGGUGGGCCAGGAGCAGAAACACACCUACCUGCCCCUGGAGGUGUGUAACAUUGUAGCAGGGCAGCGGUGCAUCAAGAAACUGACAGAUAAUCAAACAUCCACCAUGAUCAAAGCCACGGCACGAUCAGCACCAGACAGACAGGAGGAGAUCAGCAGACUGAUGAAGAACGCUAACUUUAAUCUGGAUCCCUACAUUCAAGAGUUUGGAAUCAAAGUGAAGGACGACAUGGCCGAGGUGACCGGGAGAGUCCUUCCAGCUCCUAUCCUGCAGUACGGUGGUCGGAAUCGUGCCAUCGCGACUCCCAACCAGGGUGUGUGGGAUAUGAGGGGAAAGCAGUUCUACAACGGCAUUGAGAUCAAAGUUUGGGCCAUCGCUUGCUUUGCUCCGCAGAAACAGUGUCGGGAAGAGGUUCUCAAGAACUUCACCGACCAGCUGCGUAAGAUCUCAAAGGACGCUGGGAUGCCCAUCCAGGGUCAGCCGUGUUUCUGUAAGUACGCACAGGGAGCCGACAGCGUGGAGCCCAUGUUCAGACACCUGAAGAACACCUACUCCGGACUGCAGCUCAUCAUUGUCAUCCUUCCAGGAAAAACACCCGUCUAUGCGGAAGUGAAGCGUGUUGGAGACACUCUUCUAGGAAUGGCCACUCAGUGUGUGCAGGUGAAGAACGUGGUGAAAACCUCCCCUCAGACGCUCUCCAACCUCUGCCUCAAAAUCAACGUCAAACUCGGUGGCAUCAACAACAUCCUGGUGCCGCAUCAACGGUCUGCAGUGUUCCAGCAGCCCGUGAUCUUCCUCGGAGCAGAUGUUACUCACCCACCGGCUGGUGAUGGGAAGAAGCCGUCUAUCACUGCUGUGGUGGGCAGUAUGGACGCUCAUCCCAGCAGGUACUGUGCUACAGUACGAGUACAGCGACCCAGGCAGGAGAUUAUUGAAGACCUCUCGUACAUGGUGCGAGAAUUACUCAUCCAGUUCUACAAGUCAACCCGCUUCAAACCCACGAGAAUCAUCUUCUACAGGGACGGUGUUCCAGAAGGACAGUUACCACAAAUCCUGCACUAUGAGCUGCUGGCCAUCAGAGACGCCUGCAUCAAGCUGGAGAAAGACUACCAGCCGGGAAUCACAUACAUAGUAGUGCAAAAACGCCACCACACCCGCCUCUUCUGCGCUGAUAAAUCUGAACGAAUCGGGAAGAGCGGGAACAUUCCUGCAGGAACCACGGUUGACACCAGCAUCACGCAUCCAUUCGAGUUUGAUUUCUACCUGUGCAGUCAUGCAGGUAUUCAGGGCACCAGCCGGCCCUCACACUACUACGUCCUGUGGGACGACAAUCGCUUUACGGCUGACGAGCUGCAGAUUCUCACCUACCAGCUGUGCCACACCUACGUGCGCUGCACCCGCUCCGUGUCCAUUCCAGCGCCUGCGUACUACGCCCGGCUUGUGGCUUUCCGAGCCCGCUACCAUCUGGUGGAUAAGGAACAUGACAGCGGGGAGGGCAGCCACGUCUCCGGGCAGAGUAACGGCCGGGAUCCACAGGCGCUGGCCAAAGCAGUGCAGAUUCACCACGACACCCUGAGGACCAUGUACUUUGCCUAAGCAAAGCUUCUCUGCCACACCUCAUCGGGCCGGAGGGCUUCGGACCGCCACACUCCCCUCGAGCCAGUUCACCUGGUGCUACCAGUCCAGUGAAGCCCACAGAAGCGAACAUGGAGUCUCACUCUUUGUGUUUUGUUGAGUCUGGCUGAACUAUGCUCUUUUUUUAUUUAAUUGUGUAUUAUUGUAUACUACCUUCGCACUCCCACAUGUACGUAUGUAUGCAAUACGGAGGGAAGGAACGCAGACGAACCUGUCGUUUUAUACGUCACCACAAAGCUGCCUCUUAACCUGUCCGUCUGGGCGAUGCCAGAGUUCAAACGCCCUAAGUGGAGCAGUUGUUGUUAUUUCCUUUGGCAUUAUUUUUAUUGUUGUGAAAUUUUCUUUAUAAUUUUUAUUUUUGUGAAAAUUCAUGGUACAUUAGCACUUAGUUUUAGUUGAAGAACACCGCGAGCCCAGCGUUUACGUGUUGUCUGUGAAGCAAAAGAAGUGCAGGCAGUGAUCAACUGUAGCAGAUGCAGGUGUCUCUCCAGCGGUCGCAGCGGUGUCAGAUGAUCAGAUUUAGACUCGCCUCGUUAGUUAAAGAGUGGCCGAAUUAGCGUAACUAUAGAUGGACCACUGAGUGCAUUCCCUGCACUUGCACUCUCACAUCAGCAUAACACCGAAACCAGCAUUAUGCACCAGCCAAACAUGAUGCCAACCGUUCAAAAGGGCCCUCGUCUGUGCGUUUUUCUGCACUUGAUUCCUCUACGCUCUUCUGGAAAAGGAUGAUUUUGCUCAGUUUUUCUUUUCACUUCCAGUUCACAUAAAUCUUCUUGAUCUUACAGGAAUAGUUCACCCAACAAUGACAAUUUUUUUUCAUCAUUUACUCACCCUCGUGUAUUUGCAAACCCUGGAUUAUUUUCUUUCUUCCAUGAAACACAACAUGUGCUCUUUUCAGUACAACACUAGUAGAGGGUGAUUAAUGCUGUAAAGCUCCAAAAAGGACAAAAAGCACCAAUGCGUGUAUCGUAAAACUAGUCUGCAUGACUUCCGUGCUACAGUUCAAGUGCUCUGAAGUCAUAUUUUAGCUAUGUGUAAGAAAAAGACCCAGAUUUGAAUUAUUAUUUACUAUUUUUUAACUUAGGUUCUUGUGUUUCACAAGGCCAUUUAAAAUGUGGCUGCAAGUGAGAUUUGAGAGUUGCAAUGAAGAUGUUAAUCAGUUAAUAAAUCUAUCAUGUGAAUUCAGAAGACAGCACACAAAUAGUAUGGAUCACCAUCCACUUUUGUUGUACAGAAAACUGUGUGUGUGUGCGUAUAUGUGUGUAUAUAUAUAUAUAUAUAUAUAUAUAUAUAAUACAUACAUACAUACGGUAUAUAUACGGUGUAUGUAUACACACACACACACACACACACACAUAUAUAUAUAUAUAUAUAUAUAUAUAUUUGUACAUGUAUAUACAGUGUGUAUAUAUAUAUAUAUACAUACACACACAUACAUACACAUUUACAUAUAUAUAAAUAUAUAUAUUUUUAUAUAUGUAUGUGUUUGUUUGUGUAUGUAUGUACUGUGUGUAUAUAUAUAUAUAUAUAUAUAUAUAUAUAAAUAACACAGAUAUAUAAAUAUGUGUUAUAAUGUAAAUAAUGAGGGUUUGGACGUGUUUGUGUAGAUUUUUCUUUUUGGGUGAACUUUUCUUUUAAAACGUUUCUUCCACUGACCUCUGUAAGCGAAGCAAUACAAGGUCACUGAGAGCAGAUAGAAAAACACACGGCACGUUUAAGAUGGCUAGAAGAGAAUGAGAUGCGUUUGUCUCUAACAAGAAAUCAAACAACGCAGGAAUACCUGUUUGUAUAUAGUGACCCACUGCUCUCUGAAGGCUGUUGGGUCACAUCACUACACUCUUCCACCCGCCAUAGUCGGUAACACUGCCACAUUUCCUACCCAACAAGCACAUUUAACUCAUGCACACACACACACACACACACACACACACACUUGCCAGUAUCAUUGCACCUUUUACCCUCGCCUGACGCCCGUUGGUGCAGUGAGCAUGUGGGCAUGCAGGAAAACGCAGGUUAGGGAAACAUUAUGCCAUGUAAUCAUGCCAUAUGGUGGAUGUAUGAAAUGCAUGUUUAAACUGAGUUUGUGUCGUAACCGGAGCCUCUUAGUAAUCAUGUUAAGAUUGUGCCCGUACUAACAUUUCUCACCUGUUGUGAAAGGAAUAGUCCGGACAAAAAUGAAAAUUCAGUCAUUACUCAAACUUAUUAUGUCAUUCCAUAUCUGGAUACUGACAUUUUUCCCAUAGUUCCAGUCAAUAACAGUUCAUCGGGUGAAUAAAUAAUGACAGAAUUUUCAUUUUUUGGUGAACUGUCUCUUUAAGGAAACCUAAAAAGUGGCAUAGAAUCUCCACAAGGCGGCAUUGUUGGAAGACGCCUCAACUCGCCUCAAAGCGCCUAAAAUGGUCUGUUGUUGAAAUUCAAAGGGAUUUUUAGAUGUAACGCUUGACCAUGUUUUAUUUUAACUCAUGUUUAUGAAAUGUAUACAAAGACAUGCCUUUAUAUAUUAGGUUUUACCAACCCAACGAGGUGAUUUUUAGCGAUCCCCACUGUAUGAUAUUGAUCUGGUCUGUCCUAGACUAAAUAUUCUGAUGCAGUACUUGACUCUCAAAAGCCACAGGCACCUCGUGGGUGAAGAACAAGAUGGAGGUGCGUAACGGCCUAAUUGGAGAGUGAACUUCACCCGACCUCAAUGUCUAAGCAAUAUUAAGCCACUGAUAAAGAACAGUCCGUAUCAUAGCACUUCCCAAUAGAUUCAGUGAAUGAACACAUAAGCAAGUCAUUUUGGCUCUGUAUGUAAUAGUGAGAGGACUUUGUUCGGGAUGAUUAUUUUUUAAAGAAAAUAAAAGUUGUUUUUUAUUAAA
Messenger RNA from Ctenopharyngodon idella (grass carp), 5934 nucleotides. RefSeq names its product argonaute RISC component 1 (gene ago1). The record is from RefSeq and is a predicted model, not a curated record. NCBI's taxonomy places the organism in Eukaryota, Metazoa, Chordata, Actinopteri, Cypriniformes, Xenocyprididae. The transcript is spliced from 19 exons. The coding region runs from base 446 to 3037 and encodes 863 amino acids. Gene Ontology annotation, molecular function: RNA binding; protein binding.